AUGUCUCGCCAGUCCUGUGCUCUUGGCAAGGGGUUUAGCUCCAGCUCUGUGUGCUUCGGGGGCAAGAACAAGGUCACGUUUGGCUCCAUGCCCCGUGGAGGAUGCCGGGGAUCUGGGGGCGCCGGCGGCUUCAGCAGCAGGAGCCUCUAUUCCCUGGGGGGCAGUAAAAGCACCUCCCUGGGAGGAUUUGGGGGGGCUGGUGGUGCCUGCAGAGGCUUUGGUGGCCAAGGAGGCUUUGGCUUUGGGGCCGGAGCAGGAUUUGGGGGUGGCUAUGGUGCAGGGUUCUUUGGUGGAGGCCCUGGUGGCUUUGGCGGCUUUGGUGGAGGAUUUGAUGGUGGGAUGGGGGGCCAGGGCUUCCCCCCAUGCCCCCCGGGCGGCAUCAGGGAGGUGACCAUCAACCAGAGCCUGCUGGCCCCCCUCAAUCUGGAGAUUGACCCCGAGAUCCAGAAGGUUCGGACACAGGAGCGGGAGGAGAUCAAGAAACUCAACGACAAAUUCGCCUCCUUCAUCGACAAGGUCCGGUUCCUGGAGCAGCAGAACCGAGUCCUGGAGACCAAGUGGAAGCUGCUGCAGGAACAGGGCGGUACAGGACCGGGAGGCAGGAACCUCGACCCUUUCUUUGAGACCUACAUCAGUGGGCUGAGGAAGCAGUUGGAUUUUCUCUCCAGUGAGAAGCUCCAGCUGGACACAGAGCUGAAGAACUUCCAGGACAUGGUGGAGGACUUCAAGACAAAGUACGAGGAGGAGAUAAACAAAAGGACGGCAGCUGAGAACGAAUUUGUGCUCCUGAAGAAGGAUGUGGAUGGAGCCUACAUGACCAAGGUGGAACUCCAGGGAAAACUGGACUCUCUGUCAGAUGAGAUCAACUUCCUCAAGUGUCUUUACGAGGCAGAGCUGUCCGAGAUGCAGAAGACUGUGUCCGACACCUCGGUGGUGCUGUCCAUGGACAACAACCGGAGCCUGGACCUGGACAGCAUCAUCGCCGAGGUGAAGGCGCAGUACGAGGAGAUUGCCAACCGGAGCCGGCUGGAGGCUGAGACCUGGUACCGCAGCAAGUAUGAGGAGCUGCAGGCCACUGCGGGCAAGCAUGGAGACAGCCUCAAGGACACCAAGAUCGAGAUCUCAGAGCUCAACCGCAUGAUCCAGAGGAUCCGGGCUGAGAUCGAGAGUGUGAAGAAGCAGUGCGAGACCAUUCAGACGUCGAUUGCGGAUGCGGAGCAGCGCGGGGAGGUGGCUCUCAAGGACGCCAGGGACAAACUGGCCGAGCUGGAGACAGCCCUGCAGAAAGCCAAGGCUGACCUGGCCCGGCAGCUCCGGGAAUACCAGGAGCUCAUGAACGUCAAACUGGCCCUGGACGUGGAGAUUGCAACCUACAGGAAGCUGCUGGAGGGCGAGGAGUGCAGAAUGUCUGGAGAGUGCCAGAGCUCCGUCAGCAUCUCUGUGGUGGGCGGCAGCAGCUCCGUGGGAGGUGGAUAUGGCAGCGGAUUGUGCCUUGGAGGAGGAGGAAUUGGCUUUGGAAGUGGGAAAGGCAGCUGCAACACGGGCGGUGCUGGUUUAUGCUUCAGCCUGGGAGGGGGUGGAUUUGGUGCCGGGGGUGGAUUUGGCUCCCUGGGUGGGGGAUCUAACUCAGUGGUGGUGGGGGGAUCUAGCACCAUCCUGAAGAACAGCAGCCCCACCAGCAGGAGGGCAUAG
Molecule: messenger RNA, 1692 nt
Organism: Onychostruthus taczanowskii (white-rumped snowfinch)
Lineage: Eukaryota; Metazoa; Chordata; Aves; Passeriformes; Passeridae
Product: keratin, type II cytoskeletal 4-like
Exons: 9
Coding region: 1-1692 (563 amino acids)
Biological process (GO): intermediate filament organization; keratinization
Cellular component (GO): keratin filament
Molecular function (GO): structural constituent of skin epidermis
Source: RefSeq, a predicted model, not a curated record